AUGUCAUUGGUGUCCGAAAAAUUCUUCCCUUUAAAUAAAUUACAAUUUUCUACAAGAAUUACAAGAACUGGUUCAAUUUUUAAAAAUAAUUAUUGGUCAUAUGAUAUUAUAUAUAUGAUAUUUAAACUCGAUGCAAAUCAUGAGGUCUGUGUAAUUGUUUCUUAUCAAGAUACAACUAUUAAUUUAUCUUCAUUAACAAAUACAGGAGAGGCUAAUUGUACAAUUCAUAUAGAUUUUUUAAUGAAAAAAGAUUUAAAAUCUCCUUCAGGAUGGAAAACAAAAGGUUAUAUUCCUAUAUUUUUAAAACCUCAAGAAGAUUAUAAAAUUAUUAAAGAAGCAAAAUUUGAUAAAGGAAUGAUGUUAGGUUAUAGAUUAUUUCCUCCUUAUAUUGAUAAAUUAACUGAAGAUAUUUAUCAAUUACCAAAUAUUCAUACUCAUUCUUGUGGUGAAUUAACUUAUGAUCCUGAAAAUUCGGCUAUUAAUGAAAAAGAUUUAGAUGAAAAUAAUAGAAUUGAUGAUAUUUAUUUGGAAUAUAAUGAUUAUAUUGGUAAUAUACAAGAUUAUAAUGAUGAUAAUAUAUCUCAUUAUUCUUUAUCUGAUCAGGAAGAUAUGCCACAAACUCCAGGAAGCGUAUCUUAUCCAAUCAAUAUAAUAAAUAGUAAUAGAAAUAAUGACGAAACUUUGGAUUCUCCUAAUUCAAAUUCAAAGGUUUUAAUUUGUAAUGAAAUUGAAUUUAUUUAUUUAACUAUUCCAAAAGAAUCUUUAUUGGAAUUAAUGGAUUCUUUGGAUCGCCUUUCUGACGAUGAUAUCCGAAGUGGUUCAUCACCUGGAUUUGGUUUUGGAGUUGAGGGUACUUUAAAAGGGAUAUUUUAUAAAAUCAUAAAAGUAGAAGAUAAAGUUGGAUUUGCGUACCAACGUCGAUUGUCGAGUGAAUUUAAUUAA
Messenger RNA from Dentiscutata erythropus, 942 nucleotides. Lineage: Eukaryota; Fungi; Glomeromycota; Glomeromycetes; Diversisporales; Gigasporaceae. The record is from the annotation of a GenBank genome assembly.